AUGGAUUUGCAACAGGGCGAGUUCGAUCGCCUCUUGUUCUUCGAGCACGCUCGUAAGAAUGCAGAAGCCGAAUACAUCAAGAACCCUAUCGAUGCCGACAACCUAACGAGAUGGGGUGGAGCUUUGUUAGAGUUGUCUCAGUUUCAGAACUUUCCUGAGUCGAAGAAAAUGACCCAAGAGGCUAUUUCGAAGCUAGAGGAGGCGCUUGCUGUGAAUCCCAAGCAGCAUGACGCCCUUUGGUGCCUUGGAAAUGCUCACACCUCGCAAGCAUUUUUAACUCCAGACCAGGAGGAGGCAAAAAUUUAUUUUGAUAAGGCAACUCAGUACUUUAAACAAGCUGCUAAUGAGGAUCCUUUGAAUGAACUUUACCUUAAAUCAUUGGAAGUUGCUGCUAAGGCUCCUGAGCUUCAUUUAGAAAUUCAUAAGCAUGGAUUUGUUCAGCAGCAGCAGGCAGCAACAGCUGGAUCUUCUACAUCUUCUACGGGUACAAAGACGCAGAAAAAGAAGAGCAGUGAUCUGAAGUAUGACAUAUUUGGAUGGAUAAUUCUGGCAGUUGGCAUUGUUGCAUGGGUGGGAUUUGCAAAGUCAAACCUGCCACCGCCUCCUCCAACACCUCCUCGAUAA
Sphenostylis stenocarpa is the source of this 624-nucleotide messenger RNA. The record is from the annotation of a GenBank genome assembly. Lineage: Eukaryota; Viridiplantae; Streptophyta; Magnoliopsida; Fabales; Fabaceae.